UCACACAUUUCACAGGUUCUACCAAGUGUACUUUUUUUGGGCAUUGAAGGCAGUGUAAUGAAUAGAGAGCCUGUUUGUCAACUGCAGGACCACAGUUCAAGCAUCUACACUCACUCUUUGAGCAAGACGUUACGUCAUAGAUGCUGUUGUGAGGCCGACAUUCUCUCUGUCUAGAGCUGUAAUGACACGUCAAUGAAUUGAUUAGGCAGUCAACAGAAAAAACAAUUUUGAUAAUCAGUCACCAGUUUGAUGAUUCAACUAGCUACAAAUGCCAAACAUUUGCUGGUUACAGGUUGUUAAUUUGCUAUUUUUCUCUGUUUUAUAUUAUUUGAAAUCAGUAACCUACAAUUCUUUGAAAAGUUCUUCAUAAUCAUCCAGAAUUUUUUUAACAUUAGGUGUUUUUAUGUUUCUAAAGCAAUACAUCUCAUUUAGAAAGAUUCUCAGUACAUAUACACUAGUAUUCAUCCUUGGGCACUUAUUGGACCCUACCAUGAUUGUGAUCUACUUCCAUGCUGCUCUACAUUUCCAGUAGGAUUAGAAUGUUUCUGAGAGGACACUUUGUCCUGUGAGUGAGAUGUACAUUAUCUCACUGUAGCCCCUGGGUGUGUUCACUGCUGCUAUGCUUCGUUGCCUCCUCUGAAAGGUAAUGAUGACCAAGGGGACUGGGACUUUGCUCUGCGUGCCAUGCAUAUCAGACACGCUGAUCUUGGUUGAGACAAAUUGCACAUUGUAUUCACCGGCGUUCGUCAUGAUGUUGUUGGAUAAUAGUCUGUGAAUGAUUUACCAGUGAGGAACGAGGAAACUCUGUUUUCUUCUGGUGGAAGAAUCACAACUAUCCCUCCACUAGGUGGCAAUCUUAACUUGUAUCCUCCUUCUCUAUGUGUCUGAUGAUGUUACUUUGAUUCACAGCAAGCCCCUUUUAUUAACAGAUACAUUUCUCUCAACCUUCAGAGACAUUGUAUUUCAUGAGCUGUAUCCUUUAUUUGUCUCUCAAUGCAAAAUCAACUGUGCUUUAGGGAUACUUUGUCUUCAAAAUGUCAGCCUACAGUCUGUCAUCUUGACAGUCAGUCAUUGACAGACUCAUGACAGCCCCUUCAGCAGAAGCAUCACUUUCAGUAUUAUAAACAUCAGUCAUCAGUUUGGUCUCUGUAACUUGAGACACAGGCCAUUAAUGCAGCCGUUUUUGACCUAAUGGCCAUUGAUCAGUCAGUAGUCCAUUGACUUAUAGUGGUUUCUCAGUGCUACACAUGCCACUACAAACCUCGAGGGAGUCUGUGAAGUGCUCUCACAGUCAUGUAAACUAACCUAUGUCUGCUUAACACACAAUGCUUUAUUUAAAAGUACUGAGCAAUGUUGUUCUCUGUUUGAUUUUCAGCUAUGAUGUUUUAAAUGUUAUAGACCACUAACUACAUCAAGCUGCCUUUGGCAAGUAUAUCUGGAGCAUGUCUCUAGCUAAAUGUUAGAUAGUCAGUUAUCCAGGCUUUCAUGAAUUUUUGACUUCAUAUUCCUUCCACCAAGUUUUGUACGUGAGGGUCUGAAUCAGUGACAGCUGUGAUGAUGAUAGGCUUUGUCAGGCAGCGUUUGAAAACCACCUGCCAGUCAAUUCCAAAACAGAGAGAGACAGAAGGAAAAUCUUUUCUGUUUGCUCGAAUAUUAUGCGUCCGAGGAGCGGAGGCCUGGCCUGAUAGCUUGAAUCUGUGGUCGCUUUUUGAAUUUCGUGUUUACCAAUUACACCGGCCACACCCUGAGGCAUUAGCAGCUCAGUGGCUUCACUGUAUAGUCAACACAUGCAUGUGUUUACUCAGUGUCAGGUUGAUACCUCCAUAUUGCCAUGACUGCAACAACUUGUGUCAUUAAAAUGCUUCUCAGAAGGUGAGAGGAGUACUUGACUUGACCUGUAGAUCAAACUCCUGAGUGUUCUUCUCCUUGCAUGUGCAGGAAUUUGCUAAGUGGCCAGACCUCCUGCCACAUUCCUCCUGAUACUCGCUGGUUGAAUCUCAGCAGGGCGUUCGACCGACUGGUCAGAUUAUAUGUGCUGGAAAGAUUUCCACAGAAAUUGUCAUGUUUUUUUUGCCAGGAUAAUUACCUUGUGUAUCUAGAAAUAAGUGUUUUUUUCAUUUUAAUAGCAUGAAACUGUAUUAAAAAAAAUGCAAAAACAGUUAAUACUAUCCACAUGCAGUUUUGUAAGUUUGCACUUUUUCAGCCCCAAAUACAGGAAAAUGCUGCAGUUACAAUUCUGCUGCUCCUAUUGAAGACAAAAGUGUCAGUUUCUUUCAUUUUUGAACCAUGGGAUGAUAUCGUCUGCAUGCUACACCCUUCACAGUGAAUCUUCUGCUUGUUAGAGACUGUUAAUAAUGUUAGGGCUGUUUUGUUUAGGACGUGGGUGUUUGCGUCCUGUUGUCUUACUGUGUCAGUGCCCAAUGUCCUGUUUUCCCAUGAUUCCAAUAGUCACUCAGAACAGAGUCGCCUCAGCUGUGGCCUCACAAAGGCUCCAGGGAAUAAAAGAGCCAUGCCACUGAAAAGAAAGCAGAGCUUGUUGUGUGACCACCUUUUGUGUGUUUUCUUCCAUACUCUUCUUUAAGAGACAAGAAGCCAUCUGCCUGCAAACAAAGAGUGCAGCCGUCCCGUCUCCCUCCCUCCCACCUCGAAAGGCUAAAAUAUCUCUGAGUGGUUCAUUCCUCAUCUGUCCCUUCUGACUUAUCUGCAGAGCUGAAUUGUAUGAUCUCCUCACCUCUGGUGCGGCGGAGUGCCUUGAAAGACACACCAGAGAAGCAAUGCUCAUAUGAGAAGAUCCACAACUUUAAGGUGCAUAACUUUCGAGGGCCGCACUGGUGCGAGUACUGUGCCAACUUCAUGUGGGGCCUCAUCGCCCAGGGUGUGCGCUGCUCAGAUUGUGGACUGAAUGUACACAAACAGUGCUCCAAACUGGUUCCCAGCGACUGCCAGCCGGACCUGCGCAGGAUAAAGAAAGUGUUUAGCUGUGACCUCACCACGCUUGUCAAGGCUCAUAACGCGACAAGACCCAUGGUGGUUGACAUGUGUAUUCGAGAGAUAGAGCUCAGAGGUAUGAAAUCUGAAGGUCUCUACCGAGUGUCUGGCUUCUCGGAGCACAUAGAGGAUGUGAGACUCGCCUUUGACCGAGAUGGUGAAAAGGCUGACAUCAGUGCCAGUGCCUAUGCAGACAUCAACAUCAUUGCUGGUGCUUUGAAGCUCUACUUGAGAGACCUUCCCAUUCCAGUCAUUACGUUUGACUUGUACUCCAAAUUUAUUCAAGCUGCAAAACUUCCUAAUGCUGAAUCCAGACUGGAGGGAAUCCACGAGAGUUUGCUGCAGCUUCCCCCAGCUCACUAUGAGACUUUACGUUACCUGAUGGCUCACCUCAAGAGGGUGACAAUGUUCGAAAAGGACAAUUUAAUGAAUUCUGAGAACCUGGGGAUCGUCUUUGGUCCGACACUUAUGCAGCCACCGGAGCAGAAUGCUUUGGCAACCCUGAAUGACAUGAGGCAGCAGAAACUUGUAGUGCAGCUUAUGAUAGAGCAUGAAGAUGUCUUAUUCUAAGGACUGAGGCAUGCAGACCUUACAGCAGAAACAAAGGACAAUUAUUUAUUCUGUCAAAGAGGAAAUUCAAGCCACCUUGAUGAAGUUUCAGAAUAGUUUCUCGCAUGACUGUUUUGGUUGAAGUUGGUUUAGUGUUGACAUUGUCUUGUUACGUUGUUAAGUUUUGGGGUUUUCACUCAGCCAGGACCAUCAUUUUUAUAUUACAAAAGUAUGUUUGACUACCUACAGUGCUGUUUCCUCCUCUCUUUAAUUUGAGGACUGUCACUACCUGGUGUAGACUCAGUCAUGGUGACAGCGCUGUGUUAAAUCCACCCAAGGCAGGUCAUCUGGUGCUGUGUUAACCGAGCCUCACAGCAGCAGCUAAGUUAACGUUCCCACAUGACGUGUGCAUAUUGUGGUUUCGGUGGGAAUGCUGGUUAAAAUUUGAAACGAAACAAUGUGGAUCCUUUCAUUGUAGAUAAAAUCAGAUCAUGUGAUGAUCAGUAUUUUCACUGUGUGUACUAAAAAUGAAAGACGAGACAAUUGGUCGCUCAUGAAGCACUUUUUGCAACAAGUGUAAAGAUUUAUUUUGUAAAGAUGUUUAUUUUUGUCUUUUAUUCUGCAUCUUCUUCCUUUGUCACAAUAAUAUAUACUGUUGAGAAUGAUGUUUGUUAAAUCGAUGUCUAAAUACAAAACUGUUCACAAUAGAAAAGAAAAGUCAGAAAAGCUACAGUUUGUGCAUCUGCCAUUUUCAUUUAAUGGUUAAAUUCUGGUCAUUUUAAUUCAUGUGAUUUAGCUGCCUCUGCACCACAUAACACAUGUUGGUCGCCAGUUUCGCAGCAUUUCAGUUUACAUUCUGUAAUUUGGGAUAUUUUCAAAUAAAAAAUAAGAUUUUG
Messenger RNA from Scomber scombrus (Atlantic mackerel), 4433 nucleotides. It is a transcript of the gene chn2, whose product is annotated as chimerin 2. Gene Ontology annotation, molecular function: GTPase activator activity. Gene Ontology annotation, biological process: signal transduction; positive regulation of GTPase activity; regulation of small GTPase mediated signal transduction. NCBI's taxonomy places the organism in Eukaryota, Metazoa, Chordata, Actinopteri, Scombriformes, Scombridae. The coding region runs from base 2719 to 3558 and encodes 279 amino acids. The transcript is spliced from 8 exons. The record is from RefSeq and is a predicted model, not a curated record.